This is a messenger RNA of Rhododendron vialii, 1142 nucleotides long. RefSeq names its product ethylene-responsive transcription factor 1A-like. The record is from RefSeq and is a predicted model, not a curated record. The coding region runs from base 183 to 866 and encodes 227 amino acids. The transcript has a single exon. Gene Ontology annotation, molecular function: DNA-binding transcription factor activity; DNA binding. Gene Ontology annotation, biological process: ethylene-activated signaling pathway; regulation of DNA-templated transcription. NCBI's taxonomy places the organism in Eukaryota, Viridiplantae, Streptophyta, Magnoliopsida, Ericales, Ericaceae.
UUAAAAGAAGGAAUUCUCUAUCUAAACCAAGUUGAUGAACUCCUUUCCACAAUCCACACCUCUCUUUAUAAAUACCUUCCCCCUCUUUUCUCUCACAAAAAGAUCCUCUCUCUCUCUCCAAAAAAAAAAAAAGAACAGAACUUACUAGUAUAUACGGAGUAAUUAUAUGCUCUGUUAAGAUAAUGUACACAAACGGUGAUUUUGAUCCUCAAUUAGCCCUGCUCGAUUCAAUACGAUCUCACUUGCUGGGCGACCCCGAAGUCCCUUCCUUCACUGAGAAUUGGGGAGAAUUGUUACCUCUCCGGGAAAACGAUUCCCAAGACAUGCUUCUUUACGGCCUCCUCAACCAGGCGGAGAGCGUCUGGUGGCUUCCGUCGCUCGCGCCGGAGGAAACCCCCUCCGCGUCCUCCCCCGUCAAGUUGGAGCCCGAAAUGGAUAACUUGGAGGGAAGUUUUGGUUUCCAGGCGGCGGCGGCGGCGAUGCCUGCGGUGGUGGCGUCGAAGGGGAAGCAUUACAGGGGAGUGAGGCGGCGGCCGUGGGGUAAGUUCGCGGCGGAGAUCAGGGAUCCGGCGAAGAACGGGGCCCGGGUUUGGCUCGGGACGUUCGAGACGGCGGAGGACGCCGCGUUGGCUUACGAUAGGGCUGCUUACCGCAUGCGCGGGGCGCGUGCGUUGCUCAAUUUCCCCCUCCGGGUUAAUUCCGGUGAACCGGAGCCGGUUCGGGUUACUUCGAAAAGGUCGUCAUCGGAGCGAUCCUCGUCGCCAUCGUCGGAGAGUGGGUCGCCGAAGAGGCCAAGGAAGGUGGUGGCAACGGCGGAGCCGGCGGUGGUGGUCCGAGUUAAGGUGGAAGCAGGGAGUGGGUUGUAGCCUUGGAGGGUAUAGAAGUUUCGGCGGUUCCACGUGGCGAACACCUGUUGGUUGGUGAUGGUGAUUUGGUAUCCAUGUUGUACACAUUGCAUUAGCUUAAGGAUUGUAAACUUAUUUUUCUUUUUUGUUUGGUGUGUUUUGUUCAUUUUUUUGAAUUUUUGUUAGAUUCGCGUCAUAUUUUCUGAAUUAAUCAUCUGCCUCGACGAGAAGAGUAUAUAUUACAAAAUUAUUAUGGAAAGCAAAAGAAAAUUCACUAAUGAGGAAAAAAAGUAUCAA